Messenger RNA from Phytophthora infestans T30-4, 492 nucleotides. Its product is annotated as Crinkler (CRN) family protein. Lineage: Eukaryota; Oomycota; Peronosporomycetes; Peronosporales; Peronosporaceae. The transcript is spliced from 2 exons. Bases 1 to 492 code for a protein of 163 amino acids. The record is from RefSeq and is a predicted model, not a curated record.
AUGGUGAAGCUGCUCUGCGCGGUGGUUGGAGUCGGGAGCGUCUUCUCUGUGGACAUUGAGCUCAGCGAGAUGGUCAGUGAUCUGAAGGAGAAGAUCAAGGAGAAGAAGCCCGGUUUGAUCUACUUUGAUGCAGAUCUGCUGAAGCUGUAUCUCGCGCGGGAGGGUGACACUUGGCUGUACUCGCGAGGCGCAGACAUUAAGGCGGUUAAGGCGAAAAAAAUUCCAGAUCGAAUUAAAAACCUCAUGCAAGAGCACUUGCUACUGGACGAGGCGUGCAGACUCAACAAUGAUGAAUACUUCGGUGACAACCUCGAGCAAGUAGACAGAGACAUCCAUGUGCUGGUGGACUGUCCGGAUGAGCCGGAUCGAGUCAUCAAGUACAAGCGACAGGAUGGAUUCGAUGGUGCUUCUACGGAGAAUUGGUUCUCAUGGUACUUGCCGUGGUCUUCUCUGCAGUCGUUGUUUACUGUGGAAAAGGAGAAACACGCGUAA